Microbotryum saponariae is the source of this 2255-nucleotide messenger RNA. NCBI's taxonomy places the organism in Eukaryota, Fungi, Basidiomycota, Microbotryomycetes, Microbotryales, Microbotryaceae. The record is from the annotation of a GenBank genome assembly.
AUGUCGUACCCACUCUCCCUCCGCAGAACCCCCUCCCAAAGCUGGUUCCCCAGCCGCCUACUCUGCGCCAUCGCGACCCUCCUCUUCUUCUGGCCGGAUCUAUCAACCGGCGCACUCACCGUGUCAACAUACGAUGGCACGCUGAAUGGAACAGCGGUGUUGGGCGGCGCGGUCGCUCGCUUCACCGUCCCCUAUGCCCGCCCGCCAGUCGGAGCGCUCAGGCUUGCGGAUCCGGUUGCUUUCCCCAAUUUUAGGCAGUACGAGCACCUACCUGUUGACCUUUCCGCUUUCGAAAAGACUCCCAAAUCUGACGCGGUGGUCCGCAUUCCGAAAUAGCUUCGACGGAUCCACUCUCCCGCCCCCGUGUCCCCAAGCCGGCAGAAACUAUUCGGAAGACUGCCUGUUCAUAACGUGGGUCAACGGUGACGAAGCGGGCAGCACUUUCCCGAGCGACGGAUCACUAAUCGUGUAGCGAAACUGUUUACCAGCAUCUAUACCCCCUCAUCUGCGCUAGUGACCAGUGCCGCAAAGCUUCCCGUACUCUUUUGGGUAAGUGCGAACUGGGAUUUGUAAGUUCUUUUCCCGGGCAGCGGUGACUAACAUCACAGGUCUAUCCCAUCAGAUUCAUGGCGGCUCAUUCUACAAUGGGGCCAGCUCUGACAUUGAUGGUGCAAACUUAGCGAAUCAAGAGAAAGUCGUUGUCAUCACCGUACAAUACCGACUUGGCGUUCUCGGACAACUGCGUCUCGAUCGCGUAGGUCUCCGAGGCAACUACGCCAUCAAGGAUCUUAUCGUCGCUCUCCAAUACGUUCAAUCCAGGAUCUCGGCAUUUGGUGGAGACAAAUCCCUCGUCACUCUCGCCGGUCAAUCUUCGGGUGGUGAGAUGAUCCGGACGCUCCUCGGAAUCACCGCGGCGAAGCCCCUGUUCACCCGCGCGAUCAUCCAUUCGGCACCUCUGGCCUACGGCGAUCUCCCGCCCGUGAUGGCGAACGAGAUCGGUGAACUCGCUUCCAUUAAUUGCACGAACAUCAAGUGCCUUCGCUCUGCUUCGGUCGAAUCGAUCCUCGCCGCUCAAACGGCGCUGCAAACCAGCACGUCCCCGUCUUUCGCCCCUCUCAACGUCCCUGGUCUCGAUCCGUUGAGCGAAUUCUUGCGACCAAACGUGGACGGUAGCUUGGUACCAAUUGAUUUUGCAGAGGCGGUUCGGCAAGACGUGCUUUUGCCCUCAGGGUACAAAAGCGUCAUUUUCACGAAUGUCAAGGACGAGAGUUGUUCGUUCGUCGCUUCGCUGUGAGUUCGGAGCACUUGGCACUGGGCUACACGUUCGAAGCGCAAGUAUUUAUGACCACGUCCUUUCUGCACAGCUUUACCGAUCCUUUCUCAGCCAACGAAUUAGGCGAUGUACUGACCAAACUUCAGCCAACGAGCGCCGCAAGAAUUAUUGCUUCUCGCUUGUACAAGACAAAUAACUCGAAUGAGGAUGGUCGAACAGUCUUCGCCUCGAUGGUUACGGAUGAGUCGUGGUCAGUCAGACCGUAUGCUCGGACAUGCAUCCCUAAUGCCCUAUAUUGAGCCUCGUUCUUACAUACGUGCAGGAUCUGCCCAAUCCAACAAACCGUCCUGAAUCUUUCCUCGUCUGCGGUGAACACGGGCUCGUACUGGCUCGCUGAAUUCGACCUCGGUCUCUCGUACGAUGAGGAGGAGAGCUCUUUUUGCACGGGUAAAGUCUCGCAUGGGUAAGUGCUUCCCAUUGCCCCGUCAUCGAACGAUAAUGGGAGCGACUCCGCUAUUUGGCAUGCUGACGUCCUCCCCGUCUGUUUGUUUCCACUCACUUCCUUCCAAUAGUGAUGAUAUGUAAGUAAUGCGAAUGGCUCGUCCUCUGCUCCUACCAUAUCAUCCCCAGUACUGAAAUUAUCCGUUCCCGGUACCACUCCUCCAGUCGUCUUCUCUUCAAUACCCCUCUAUUGACCCCCACCACCUCCCAAACUCGGCUGAUCGCCGAAGUCCAAUCUCGAUGGGGCGCCUUCAUCCGUACCGGGUCCCCGAACCCAGCUGGAGCUCUGAACCUCCCACGCUGGAAGCCCGCUACCGACUCGUCAAACCUGAACCUCCUCUUUUUAGGAGGGAGUUCCACCACCUCUGGACAAAGCUAUGUUGCUCGCCGAAGGGAAAGCGUUUCGAGGAGAAGUUGUCGGGAGUUGUGGGGUGUUGGAGUCGAGUACGAGAAUCAGAAACUGCAGGCGUACUACAAUUGA